AUGGUGUCGGCUCGCGGAACCUCUCUCCUCCUCCUUGAGUCCAGAAGCAGCUACACACUAUCUUCAUCUCCCCAGCAUUGUGGCCCCGGAGGCGAGGUGACUCCCCCCCCUCCCCUGCGUCGCGUCGCGCGGCUGCUCCCGCCCCAGCUGGGCCAAAGAUGGAGUGGCGGCGGCGUUUGUCCUCAAGACUUCCUUGGAUCUGGGGGCAAACGCGCCGACAGUUCGGACGCGGGUCUGGCUGGUUUUGCUUCGUUUUAUUGCAUUUUAUUACUAAUUAAAAAGCUUCGCGUUCACCGUCGUCCCAGCCCGCUUUCCUCCUGGCUCUCCCCUCCGCCCCUGCCCCUGGCUCGCGAUCUCCCGAACCCGGCUCCUCCGAAGCCCCUUUCGGGCCCCGCCGCCCCCCUCGGGCCUCCCCGGCCCCCGCCCCCUCCCCUUCGCCCCCACCCAACCGCUCUAGCUUCGGGCUUCGCGGCUCAAAAACAACAGCGGCAGCGCCGCCAGCUCCGCGCUCAGCCACUGCCCCGGCCGGCGGGCGGUACUCGGACCCGCCGCCCUCGGUCUCGCGCGGAGCUGCGGGGAGCAGCGCGCGGGACACUGGGGAGGUGGCACCCGGGCAGCCGUCCCAACGCCCGGCGCCCCGCACCUCGCCUCCCUCGGGCAGGCCCGCGCUCUCCUGCCUCCGCGGUCCCAGGUGCGUCUCGGGCUGGAGAGCGGGCGGAGGAGCAGGUGCCGGAGUCCGGGUGGGAGCCGACUGGAGCCCCUACUGCUGGAGGGUGUCCAGUCUGGAGCCCCCUCACCGCCCUGGAUGGAGAAGGCACUCUCUGCCCGGCUCUGGUGCCCACCGACUGCCACCUCCACUGUUUCCAGCCCUCGCCGGACCUCCACACUGGCCUGCCAUGGGUGCUGCCCCAGCACUGCGCCUCACCUGGAACCACAGGCACCUCCCUGGAUCCUGGGGCUGAUAUUUCAGGCUCCUGUUUGACCCUCUUCCUACCCCAGACCGAGAGGCACUCGCUGUGACCCAGGCAAGGUUACACGACAGAAGGACACAGGUCCUGAUUUCUGGCCCAGCGAGUUCAGAAGCCAUGUGCCAAAGCCUUCCCUCUGCAGCUCAGAGCAGACGCCUCCUGGCCGGGCACCCACACCGACUCCCUGCUUCUGGAGUGGGUUGCAGAGAGGGUCUGGAUGCUUCCAACCAAGACUUCCCUGGAAUGUGAACCAUGCAGCAGAUGCCGAACAAACCCCAGAUGUUCGGAACCGGGGCAGGGGGACACUGUCUUCUGUACACGGGCCGCCUCCUGGGAGGGCCUGCUGAUUCUUCUGCCUGGUCCUGGGGUCCUGGCCUGGGCGCCACCGCUCAGGAACACAGGUGCCUGGGAAUCCCAGCUGGGGACUGCCCCAGGCUUCGGGAGGAGGCGUGUAACCGGGACUUUCGUUUUCUUUCUUUUUCUUUCUUUCUUUUUUUUUUUUUUUUUUAAGAGAUUGAGGCUGUGGGCUUGACCUCCCUCCUUUGAGCCAGGUGGGAGAUGCCCCGGAUUGCCGGCCCAAACUGGCGGCCCAGGAUGCGCAGGAGGCGCCCGGUGACUCCUUCCCCGCGGCGCGCCAAGCGGGCCGAACUCCGCGGCUGAGUCGCGCGGCUCCCGUCACCGCGCGCGGGCUCGGGCUCCGGCCUCGGAGAGCGGUAAACGGAAUCGGUUUCCCACGGUUUCCCCCUUCAUCCCAGGGCCUUUCAAAAGCCGCUCACGAAUUUCGUCGUCCAGUUUGCGCGGAUUCUGAGCCUCGCGUUCACCCAGUGCCGCCUGGAAAGGGGACCCUCGCGCUUCCCGCAUCCCUGGGCCUCCCGCCCGUGCAUACGGGGAGCAACUUCGUUCCCCUGAGCGCCCUGGCCCCGCGACGCAGGCAGAGCUCCGCCCAGUAAAGGUGGCACUGUGGUCGCUCCGGAAUGCUGCCCGCGUGGACGCGGCCGCCGCCUUCUCUGCUCCUGGUUUCGGCUGCGGGCGGGCAGAGCCCUGGAAACAACGAAAACGGCGAGCAGCGUUGCUUUCCGGAUGUCGGAGUCCCGGAAGCCUCUGGGUGCGAGCCGGUCCUCCGCGUCCCCAGACGCCCCAGAGCCGAGCUCACCGCCGGGCCGCCGGUACCGAAACAGACUCCCGCAGUCGGCUUGCCGGCAAUCCACGCCUCGGUUUGCAAAGCUCUCUCCUCCGGACCUUGGUCCCUGCCCUCCCCCUACCCCGACCCCGUUAGUUUGGAAACCAAAUUUCUCCUUUGGUCCCGCUGCAGACGUGACCCCGGAGGAGGAGCUGCGGGGAGAUGCUUCUCCGAGCCUCAGUUUCCCCACCUGUGCAACGGGGCCAUAUGUUCCUGCGCCCCUCCCAGGGUUGAUGUGGGAUUGGCGGGGAGAGAGGACCUGGAAAACGCCCGACGGGGCCCAGUUCUGCCCACCCUUUGGGGCCAGGUUUGCGCCGGUGAGGUUCAGCUGUCGUGCACAGACUAGAAGGGGCCCAGGUUGCGCCUAGCGAUCGCCGCCCUCCCUCCAUCUCCUCCAUCUCCCCCCGCCGCCCUCACCCCGGAACUCCCCUCUCCGCGGGCGCAGUGGUGGAGGUGUGAGGGUCCCUCUUGGCGCCCAGGCGUCUCCGCUCAGCCUCUGGCCGGGGUGUUGCUCGCCCUGGGCGACUCUCUCAGGUUCCUUUGAGGCCCCGCGUGCAGAAAGAUUUUUAAGGCAACAGGCUCCUACUCUCGGGGUGGUACCACCGGACACCCCAGAUCUCGCAAAGGGUGGGUGAUGGGACUGCCCCGGAGGGGACAGGAUUCCAGCUGAGCUCCUAGAAGGGAAUUUACCACCGCCCCCUAUAUGCCGCGGCGGGGGUUGGCCAGCGUGUCUGGGAGGGGUCCUGGGGCAUGACCUUGGGUUUAAAGAUCAGCCUGGGGACUUCCUUGGGUGGUCCAGUGGUUAAGCGUUUCCCUAGCAAUGCAGGGGCGCAGAGCCGAUCCCUGGUCAGCGAGCUAAGAUCCUACAUGCCAAGAUGCAGGGCCAAAAGAUUAAAAUUAAAGAAAAAAAUAUCAGCCUUAAACUAUGAAGCUGAGCCGGUAAGGGAGAGAAUUGAGGGACUGAAUGCCUUCAUUCAGGGGAGGGGCAUGGCCUGCCCAAAUGUCCUGGCUGCUCACUGCUUCUCUGGACAAGACCGUCGGAGGGUAAGGGGUGGGGAAUCAGGUGGCCAGGGGAGACCAAAUGGACACACUUUCCCCAGGUCCCUUUUACCUGCUGCUAAACCAGUCAUUGCAGGAAGCUGUCCUGAACAAGCAAGAAAACAGAAGAGCCCAGGACCGCCCCAGGCAGGGGAAAAAAUUACCCCUCGUGCUGCCUGACCCGAAGCUGAUGGAAUCGGUAGAGGAUUCCUGUCCCCUGGGGCAGGGCCGCCUGCUUCUGCCUCAGGCACCCAAAGCCCACAACCCUGGGGCUGCAGGGAGGGAGCUGGCACUUGCGGUUCUUGGCUGUGCUGCCCCUGACAGGACUUAUCCACCUCCGAGGCAGUGGAGCUCCCUCCUCCUCCGCCCUCGCACAUCCGCAGGAGGUUCCCUAGUGAAGGAAGGACCAGUGGUGGCCAGAGUGGCAGCCUGUGCCAAGUGACAGGGACGCAGCAAUGAGCAAACCACCCAGAUGCCCUGAUGUGCAACGCAUGAUUUGGAAAAGGGAAGACCACUUGCUCAGGGCUGGAGCUGUUUAUCAUCGCUCCAACUUUCACUAAAAAGGAAAAACUAUCACUUAAACAAAGCCAUUGAAAACUCAGCAUCAUAUGUGGAUUUCUUAACAUAAAUAAAUCAUACAAACCAAGAUUUAUGUUCUCCCAAUGAUGUCAUUCGCUGAAGGCUGCCUUCCCAAUCAAAUCAGCGGUUAGUGACUCUCCUUUUGUGUGUAUGUUUUUUGCAAAAUAAGAAAAGCAGCGCUGGCAUCCUGGCUGCUCUCUUUCUCUGCUCCGCCCAGGACAUCAGAAAGGUCUCCCUGCAUCAGCACAACUGGGUCUAAACGGUGAUCACGGAUUCAACACCACAGAUGGCAUUUCAAGCCUUUGUUUUUGAAACGCAGGUUCUAAGUCGAAAGACUGUUAAGGCUUCCUGAAGGAUUUGCUCAGACCCCAGCAGAAGCUGGGGGCCCUGGGGGUCUCUCGGAGCCUAGGAUGAGUUUGGCUGCAGGGUCAUCACGUUGAAAUGAGCGAGGACCGCAACAGUCACCCGUGAUGGGGAGAUGAGAUGUGGUUGCUCGGUAUAGUGGAGGAGUGUCAGUCACAGCAAGGAACGAAGCCGUGAUGUGGACCACAGUGUGCAUGAAGUCGGCGAAUGAAGCCAGUCAGAGCAGGUCAUGUACCAUUCCAUUCCACCUACAUGACAUGUCCAGGAUGGGCAAAUCCACAGAGACAGAAAAGAAGCAAGUGGUUGCCAGGGUAGGGGAGAGGACGUGGCAGGUGACUGCUUCCUUGGCACAGGGUUUCCUCCUGGGAAGAUGAAAAUGUUCUGGAAACAGAUGCCCACUUUAUUUAUUUACUAAAGUCUUCCCUGUUUGUUUGUUUUUAUUGCUGCACCGGGUCUUAGUUGCAGCACAUGGGAUCUUCAUUGCAGUGUGCAGGAUCUUUAGUUGCAGCAUGCAAAGUCUUCGUUGCAGCAUGUAGGAUCUAGGGAUCAAAUCCGGGUCCUCUGUGUUGGGAGAGCAGAGUCUUAGCUACUGGACCACCAGGAACAUCCCAGACAACCCACUUAAAAAUGGAGACUGUCGUGCUAUGUUAAUUGUAUCUCAAUAAAUCUGUUAUUUAAAAAUCA
Messenger RNA from Bubalus bubalis (water buffalo), 4812 nucleotides. Its product is annotated as formin-like protein 5. Bases 1 to 1020 code for a protein of 339 amino acids. The transcript is spliced from 7 exons. NCBI's taxonomy places the organism in Eukaryota, Metazoa, Chordata, Mammalia, Artiodactyla, Bovidae. The record is from RefSeq and is a predicted model, not a curated record.